Orbilia oligospora ATCC 24927 is the source of this 1395-nucleotide messenger RNA. RefSeq lists its product as uncharacterized. The transcript has a single exon. Lineage: Eukaryota; Fungi; Ascomycota; Orbiliomycetes; Orbiliales; Orbiliaceae. Bases 1 to 1395 code for a protein of 464 amino acids. The record is from RefSeq and is a predicted model, not a curated record. Gene Ontology annotation, molecular function: protein binding.
AUGUCAUCCCUAGCCUCCCUACCCCAGGAACUAGUGGACAUGAUACUAUCCACCCUAACUCUGCAAGAAAUUAAUAAAGUCCGGCUACUUUCCAAAUCUCAUGAUGCACGUUUCAAGCAUCUCUACUGGUCUCAAGCCUUCGGUGAACUGCGUCUAACCCUUCGAGCCGCUCAGCUCCAAAAUCUCUUCAAUCUUCUCAAGGGUGCUUGUGACGAAUUGAAACAGUAUCUCAGACAUAUGACCAUCCGCCAAGUUGAAUCAUACAAUGAGGUUAAAGAUCCGAAGGUCAAACCUUUGCUUACCGGGAUUUUUAAAAAGAUGGAUUAUCUCGAAACCGUUGAAUUUGAUAUCACAUUUCGUUCAUCGAAUGUUAUUGAUCAUUGGAAGCCAGUUAUGGACGCCAUUAUCGCUGCAAAACGGCAUUCGAUAGAAGUUAUUAAAUCCCCCCGGUGCGGACUAGCAAUGUCCACCUUCAACCUUCGAGAAUCCCAGCUCAUAUCUUACGAAAACACUUUCAAGAAUCUAAGAUCAUUAGAGGUCUCAACAUCAGUGCAAAACGAACGUCCGGAUGUUACAUUCGCAUUUUGGAGUUGGGUGAACGUUAUCGGCUCCAAUCUUGAAGAAUUAGCUGUAGCUGGGUUCAGAAGUCAAACCCCUACUCGACCCAAACCGGACGCAGAAGGGCGGUUUUUACCCAAAAAUUUCGACUUACCGAAGUUAAAAACCUUGGAAUUGGUGCACGUUUGCUUGACACUCAAGGAUAUGAAGACUAUGUUGAGAAAUACGGAUGUCAUCGAGGAGCUCAAGAUUGAGGGAUGCGUAACGGAAACGAAUCGGCCCAGUUAUUUUUUCAAGUUAUUGAAGUAUUUGCAAAAGAAACGAGCCACACGACUACAAAGCCUAGAUUUAGCUCUCUCGGGACUCCACGACUCCAUCGUCGCUUACGAGCUCCCCAACAUCACUUUUUCAGGAAACUGGAUGAAUCCAGAAACGUUGGCACUAGUCGAACUUAACCAGGAUAGAGUAGUCUACCGCGGAGCAGUCGCCUACAGCCUCCAAAAGUCUCUCUGGAAGGAACUCGAAAUUCAUAAUACAACAAUAGACUUCUGGCAUUCAAUAACAGAUGGAAAAUGGGUGGAUAGGGAAGCAACUAAGUGGAAGAAGUUUUCGUGGGCUAGUGGGUUCCGCGUCCGAAGAAAUCAGAAUUGUGAGUGGGGGAGGUUGUUCAAUAUACAUGCUGUUUAUUAUCCUUGGACGGACCCGAGGUGGCUUAGGCCACAUGAACAGACAAGAAUCAAUAUUGACACGGCGGAUGAUGAGUUUGAAAAGAGUGGAAUCGUCCUAGGGGAGGAGGUUGAUAGUGGGGAUGAGGAAGAAGAUGAAGAUGAUGAUUAA